AUAAAAUUCAAGCACGUAUGGAAAUCUUAAUUCAGUUCUGAGUUGAUUAAUCAUUGCUUAUUUUCUCGGAACAUCUCUUUCCGAAAAGUAAAUUUUCUCGGAAGGAUUGUUAAAUAGGAUAUCGGAUAGUAGGAAAAGAGCUCUGGGCAGAUCAUGGCAGCACCAAAUGAGGAUAAUCUGUCUUCUCAUUCUCAGCUUUCAUCUCAAUUUUUUGGAGAACUUCUGGAUUCUAUUAUUGUUGAUGUUGCAUCUGAAUGUCACCGAAUAGCAAGAUUGGGACUUGAUCGUAGUUUAGAUGACGAGGAAGAAGAACUGAGGUUAUCAGCACAGGCUCGAGCCAGGGUAGCAGACCCUAGUAGUAGUGGUGAAACGACUAGCAAAUAUGUGCUUGAUAUAUUUGGACAAACACAUCCUCCUGUAGCUAAUGAAAUAUUUGAAUGCAUGAAUUGUGGCCGAUCAAUUAUGGCUGGACGUUUUGCUCCUCAUCUGGAAAAGUGCAUGGGAAAGGGCAGAAAAGCACGUCUCAAGGCCACAAGAAGUAGCACUGCUGCACAGAACCGGUACUCACGAGGCAACCCUCUUUCCAACCACUCCCCUUCCUCAAAUUCCAAUAGCAUGAGCCGAUUAUCAAAUGGAACCUCCCAUGUGGCUGGUUACGAGUACUCAAAUGGUACCAUAGAAGAGCCAUGACAUGUUAUUUGAAGAAAAAGCAUACCAGCUGCAGCAGUUCAAAUCAAUGGCAACCAAUUUAUUGAAUUGUGAUGUAUCACUUUUGGCUUGCUUUAAAUUCCUUUUCAACGGCACAGCCCAUAGAGAGGAGACGCUCAUCAUCCCCUUCCCUCCCUCCCUACCUUCCUCUUUCCUCAUUGCUCAGCUGAUGCAGUAAUAUUUGUAGGCCUAUAGCCGUUCCUCUUAGGAAUUUGAGGAAUACUUCAAGAAACGGCUGGUUUUUGUCUUUCGACAAACCCCCACUGUCUAAUUAACAUAUGGCAAGCCACUAUAUUUGAUUGGAAUGAGAUAUAAGCUUCUACUUAUAAUGAGCAUGUAUUCCUCUCCUCGUAGC
Coffea eugenioides is the source of this 1063-nucleotide messenger RNA. Its product is annotated as SAGA-associated factor 11 homolog. The transcript is spliced from 4 exons. Gene Ontology annotation, cellular component: DUBm complex; SAGA-type complex. The record is from RefSeq and is a predicted model, not a curated record. NCBI's taxonomy places the organism in Eukaryota, Viridiplantae, Streptophyta, Magnoliopsida, Gentianales, Rubiaceae. Bases 154 to 690 code for a protein of 178 amino acids.